Molecule: messenger RNA, 1556 nt
Organism: Callorhinus ursinus (northern fur seal)
Lineage: Eukaryota; Metazoa; Chordata; Mammalia; Carnivora; Otariidae
Source: RefSeq, a predicted model, not a curated record
AUGACUAGAUUGGGUCAAGGAGCCUCUGAGCUGAGCAAUGGGACUGAGCGGCAGGUGCUGCAGCCCGAGGGCCCCAUGCUGGUGGCAGAAGGUAACACACUCCCAUUGUGGUGUUCAGUGGACAGCUCCUGCACUGGUGACAUGAUUAAAUGGGUCAAGGUGAGCCAUCAGCUCCAGGAGAUUUAUAACUUCAAACACGGCUUCUUUCCUGGGGUGACGCAGCGGACACUGGAGCCACGUAUUUGUGACUACUCCAUCUAUAUCCACAAUGUCACCAGCAAGCAUGCUGGAAGCUGCCACUGUGUGGGGUUUAGUGACUUGAGUGAGAAAUCAGAAAAGACCUUAGAGGAGGGCACCUCCAUACUUGUGAAUGGAGCUGGGGACCCAGAGCCAGACCUCUGGAUCAUCCAGCCCCAGGAGUUGGUAUUGGCAACCACCGGAGACACUGUAUUCCUGAACUGCACAGUGCUUGGAGAUGGUCCCUCAGGACCCAUCCGGUGGUUUUGCAGGGCUGGUCUGAGCCGGGAGGCCAUUCACAACUUUGAAGGCAUCUCCCACCCCAACGUGACAGCAGUCCGGGCCUCCAGCAGGGAUUUUAGCAUUCUUCUGCAAGGUGCCUCUGGGGAGCGGGCAGGCACCUACUACUGUGUCAAGUUUCAGAGGAAACUCAACAGACAAUACCUGUCUGGACCGGGCACCAAGCUGAGAGUAAAAGCAAACUGCACUUCUCCCCAAGAGACAGAAUUCACCAGUGAACAUGUAGACAGGUUAUUUCCAUCAGACCUCCUGUCUGUGUUCACACUUGUGGUCCUGGGGCUGAAGACAAUGACCUUGGCUGCACUCCUGCUGGCCCUGGCUGCAUACUGGAGGAGGCGUCAGCAAGAAGACAUCAAGACUCCAGGCCCAGCAGGACUGGGCCCCCCUUAGCAUGGGGGCACGGAGCAUGGCUCAUGGGGCAUGGGUGAGGGGUGAGCCCCAGAGUGGGUCCUCUGAGUCGGAGAGAGACCAGGGCUCCUCAGCCACUUCUCUGCCUCUGGUCUCAACCUCCAGAUGUUCCCCAGGCCUCGUGCCAAACUCCGGGAUCCCCAUAUCUGGUUUCCACUCACCCGGUGAAGUUCCCCACCGGGCACUGACUGGGCUGCCUUCUGGUGUGCCAUGCGUGCUCUCCCUUCACAGCCUGUGCAAGCCUUCCUGGUCCUUCAUGGCUUGGCCCGGCUCUCUUCUUGGGGCCCUUGUUCCUGCUACAGCCCCGUCUGGAGUGGCUGCUCCCUUCCUCCACUCUUCACAUUUUCUCAUCCUUCAAAAUCCAACUCAGAGUCCUUUCCGGAAGGUUUUCCUAAGCACCUCUGAGCUUGCAGAGCCAGACUGCCCAGGCCCCUCCAUUUAUAUUCUUCUCUCCCCGUUUCCCGCCUUAUUUCCUUCCCACCAUGGCUGGCUUGGGUGGCUGUAAUAGGUAAAUGCAGGUUUGGCAACUUUAACAAAACUCUCUCUCCCUCUUUUUUUUUUUUUUUAAAGAUUUUAUUUAUUUGACAAAGAGAGACACAGCAAGAGAGGGA